Bacidia gigantensis is the source of this 810-nucleotide messenger RNA. RefSeq lists its product as uncharacterized. The record is from RefSeq and is a predicted model, not a curated record. The transcript has 4 exons. The coding region runs from base 1 to 810 and encodes 269 amino acids. NCBI's taxonomy places the organism in Eukaryota, Fungi, Ascomycota, Lecanoromycetes, Lecanorales, Ramalinaceae.
AUGGAGAAACCAUACCCACCGCCCGCAGAGGGCAAUGUGAAUCUAGGGCCGGCUAUGCUGGCCACGACGGCGGUGAUCGUCGGGCUUACGACUAUUGUUGUGGCGCUCAGGUUGGCGGUGAGGAUAUGGAUCACGAAGAUUUUCUGGUGGGAUGAUUGGACGAUUUUGUUUGCUAUUCUGGGCAACAUUAUCGGCGCCGGCCUCGAUUUUGUGGAAAUUCACUACGGAUUCGGAAGGCCGCAGUACUACCUUACGGAAUGGCAACUCAUCGAGUUCAAGAAAUAUACGUAUGGAGAGUGGAUCCAGACGUUUUUUACUUUGAUGUGGACGAAGGUCUCCAUAUGUCUCUUCCUCCUUCGAAUCCCGGUCACUAAACGACUCAUUCGCCCGUUGCAAGCAUCGGUUGUGUUCUUGUUGGUGUCGAAUGUUGUCUUGACUAUCAUUUGGAUCGCUCAGUGCAAACCCGUGGAUAGAGCGUGGAAUGAACAUAAGAAAGGGUCGUGCUUGAGUAAGGGAGAGCUGCAAAGAGUCAUUAUGGCACAGGCCAACGGUGGUACAACGAAUUGGUUCUGGAGAACUUUCGAGGUACAGAUCGGGAUCAUCGCUGCCUGCACACCAGCACUCCGCCCUGGAUACAAAUGGCUCCGACACAAGAUCACCGGGGAGAAAUUCAGCCAGGAAGACACGAGGCUUACAGAACAGGUUCAUCUGCAGCCUGUCCGGACGCCAAAGCCAUUAUACAAGUCCAAACAUAUAUCAUCGGAUGAUGAAUCAACUAACCCUAGUGAUGCGCCUUAUGCAUCUGUUUGA